Momordica charantia (bitter melon) is the source of this 1922-nucleotide messenger RNA. RefSeq names its product pyridoxin (pyrodoxamine) 5'-phosphate oxidase. Gene Ontology annotation, molecular function: pyridoxamine phosphate oxidase activity; NAD(P)HX epimerase activity; FMN binding. The record is from RefSeq and is a predicted model, not a curated record. Gene Ontology annotation, cellular component: mitochondrion. Gene Ontology annotation, biological process: pyridoxine biosynthetic process. NCBI's taxonomy places the organism in Eukaryota, Viridiplantae, Streptophyta, Magnoliopsida, Cucurbitales, Cucurbitaceae.
AGUGCAUCUACCAAAAUGAAUGGCGCGAAAGCACGGACGGCGGCCCGCGCGAUCAACGAUUGGCAUCACUUCAGUCCCCUAUCGGCAAGCGAUGCGAAGCCUGCGAAAGCCCCGACAGAAAUGCGGUCGCUACUGCGCAAAACCCAAGCGAUGACUCGUUCGUUUCUCGCCCACUCGUUCUCUCUCAAACCGAAUUCAUCAUCUAUAAUUUCUCAUUCUUCUCGCCCUCUCCAAAUUCCAUUCUCCAAACUCUCCCAAGGUGUUUCUCGGCCAUAUUCGAGCUCUGCGUUUCGUUGGUUUUGCUCCAAGUCUCGCAUUGAAGCAGCAAGCAUGCAGAAUUGGGAGUCCAUUUCGUAUCUUACGCAGCGGGAAGCAGCUGAGGUCGAUGAGAUUCUCAUGGGUCCUCUCGGGUUCAGCGUCGACCAAUUGAUGGAGUUGGCUGGAUUAAGUGUAGCCACUUCAAUAGCUGAGGCUUACAAAGCCAGUGAGUGUAAGCGUGUUCUUGCUAUCUGUGGUCCUGGAAACAAUGGUGGAGAUGGUCUUGUAGCUGCUCGUCAUCUGUUUCACUUUGGAUACAAACCAUCUAUUUGUUAUCCAAAGCAGACUCCGAAGCCUCUUUAUGCUGGUUUGGUUACUCAGCUGGAAUCACUGUCAGUCCCAUUCAUAUCAGUGGAGGACUUGCCUUCGGAUUUAUCAAAAGAUUUUGACAUUAUAAUCGAUGCAAUUUUUGGGUUCUCCUUCCAUGGUGCUCCAAGGCCACCAUUCAAUGAUUUGAUCCAAAGGCUCGUGUCUCUAAACGAGUAUAAGGAAGCAGAUCAAAGAUUUCCAGUUAUUGUUUCUGUAGAUAUUCCAUCUGGAUGGCAUGUUGAAGAAGGGGAUAUUAGCAAUAGCAACUUUAAACCUGAUAUGUUGGUUUCUCUGACUGCCCCAAAGCUGGGCGCAAAGAAAUUCCAUGGUUCACAUCAUUUUUUAGGUGGCAGAUUUGUGCCUCCAUCUAUUGUGAGCAAAUAUAACCUUCAUCUUCCUCCGUAUCCUGGCACUGCGAUGUGCGUUCGAAUAGGAAAGCCUCCACAAGUUGAUAUAGCUGCACUUAGAGAAAACUAUAUUUCUCCAGAAUUUCUUGAAGAAAAUGUAGAGACAAAUCCUAUUCAUCAGUUCCGCAAAUGGUUUGAUGAAGCAGUCACUGCUAAUUUAAGGGAACCUAAUGCAAUGUCAUUGUCCACUGCUACAAGUGAUGGAAAACCAUCAUCUCGCAUGGUUUUGCUAAAAGGAGUUGAUGAAGAUGGUUUUGUCUGGUACACAAAUUAUGAAAGUCGGAAAGCACAUGAUUUAGCUGAAAAUGCCCGUGCUUCGCUUCUUUUCUACUGGGAAGGUCUUAAUAGACAGGUAAGAGUGGAAGGAUCUGUGCAGAAAGUUUCAGAAGAGGAAUCUGAGCAGUAUUUCCACAGUCGUCCUCGUGGGAGUCAGCUUGGUGCAAUAGCUAGCCCUCAGAGUUCUGUUGUUGCUGGUAGACAUGUUCUCAUCGAAAGAUACAAAGAAUUAGAGGACAGAUUCUCGAAUGGAAGUUUUAUUCCAAAACCAAAACACUGGGGAGGAUACAGGCUUAAACCAGAGCUUUUUGAGUUUUGGCAGGGGCAGCAAUCUCGGUUGCAUGACAGGUUGCAAUAUUCCCCUUGCGAGAUAGAUGGUAAACGGGUUUGGAAAGUAGAACGUUUGGCUCCCUGAUUGGCUCUCUCUCCAUGAUCUUGGAUGUGGAAUUUCAUCAUUCAUGUACCUUUUUAACAUAUCGUGCUUCCUUUUUUUCCCUUUCGUGUUAGCGUCGAGGUUGCUGUCUAAUAUUCAACUGUUGCGUGAUUUACUGAAUAAGUGCAAUAUUUACAGCUGCCGUUAUACUAUAUGCUCAUGGAAUUUCUUUACUGCUA